Messenger RNA from Linum tenue, 2049 nucleotides. The record is from the annotation of a GenBank genome assembly. NCBI's taxonomy places the organism in Eukaryota, Viridiplantae, Streptophyta, Magnoliopsida, Malpighiales, Linaceae.
GAAUUCUGGAUGUGCGACUGGUUAAAGCACCACUCCCUUGCAGUUUGGAGACGGGUUCACUAACACUAAAUUCCCGCCAGCCCAGUGUUCACUGCAGCUCCUCAAUUCCCCUCGCCGCCCCACCGUCCGCCUCCGUCCUUCUUCCCUCGCCGGCGUCCGGAAUGCCCUCCGCCUCCACGUUUUCCUUCUCGCUCUCAUAAAAACUCCACCUUUACUUAAUUUUCGAAACUAGUAUAUUCUUCGCUCUCCUCCCCCUCCUUCGUUCAAAAACCAAAACCCUAAACAGAGAAACCCCAGCUGUUCAAGCUCUCUCGUUUAGACAGCAAUCAUGUACGGAGGAGACGAAGUAUCGGCUAUUGUCUUAGACUUGGGCUCUCACACCUGCAAGGCUGGUUAUGCCGGCGAGGAUGCUCCCAAGGCCGUCUUCCCUUCUGUUGUUGGAGCCAUUGAUCAAAUGGAGGUCGAUGACAACACAAAUGGAGAGAAAAAUUCUUCCAUAGAUUCGAAGGCCGGUGUCAAAGAUUCUGAGAGAAAGGGAAAGCGCAAGCUAUAUGUAGGCUCUCAGUCCUUGGGAUUCCGCAGGGACAAUAUGGAGGUGUUGUCACCCAUUAAGGAUGGAGUGGUCAUGGACUGGGAUAUUGUGGAUAGCAUAUGGGACCAUGCCUUCAGGGAGUGUUUGCUAGUCGAUCCAAAGGAGCACCCUAUGCUGCUUGCAGAACCUUCAUCAAACAGUCAACAGCAGAGAGAAAGGACGGUGGAGCUUAUGUUUGAAAAGUAUAAUGUCCCUGCCCUCUUUUUGGCCAAGAAUGCUGUUUUGACGUCGUUUGCCUCCGGACGUGCUACUGCCUUGGUUGUUGAUAGUGGUGGUGGAUCAACUACAAUAGCUCCAGUCCAUGAUGGCUAUGUCAUUCAGAAGGCAGUUGCCUCAUGUCCUAUCGGUGGGGAAUUCCUUACCGACUGCUUGUUGAAAAGCUUAGAGAGCAAGGGUGUUGUGAUAAAACCCAGGUACUCUUUCAAGAGAAAGGAAACACGCCCUGGUGAUUUCCAGGCAGUUGAUGUUGAUUUUCCAAAUACAACAGAAAGCUAUAGACUAUACUCUCAGAGAGUCAUUGCUAGCGAUAUCAAGGAAUGUGUAUGUAGAGCUCCAGAUACACCAUAUGAUGAAGCAUCCUAUUCAAACAUUCCAAUGACUCCAUAUGAGCUUCCUGAUGGCCAGACAAUUGAAAUUGGAGCAGAUAGAUUCAAGAUUCCAGACAUUUUAUUUAAUCCAUCUUUGGCACAGACAAUUCCUGGUAUUGAAAGCUUUGCAGAGGUUGGUCCAAACGUCCGUGGUUUGCCCCAAAUGGUGAUAGAUAGUAUCAACAGGUGUGAUGUGGAUAUUCGGAAAGAGUUGUUUAGUAGCGUACUGCUUGCUGGAGGGACAGCAUCAAUGCAGCAGUUAAAGGAGCGUCUUGAGAAGGACUUGCUUGAGGAGUCUCCUCAAACUGCUAGAGUUAAAGUUCUAGCUAGUGGAAAUUCAACUGAAAGGAGAUUCAGUGUUUGGAUCGGAGGAAGCAUAUUGGCAUCUCUUGGCUCAUUCCAGCAGAUGUGGUUCUCCAAGUCAGAGUACGAGGAACACGGAGCGUCUUAUGUACAAAGGAAAUGCCCUUGAGGCUAAUCUUCAUCGUCGAGAGUUUGCAGAGGGAAAGAUUGUGGACUCACCGUGGUUUGAGAAAUCACUGAAACUAUCUUGGCGGGAGAAUUUCGGAUCGUUCAUCAGUUUCGUUGUUUAGGCACCAACUGAGCAUUGUAGUAUCUAGAUGGUUAAGCAGACUAGUUGCUGGCCGGCGUUCUAGGCCUUGUUCCAUUGAUUGCCAUGUAUUUCUGUGAUUGGAUACAACUUUGGUAAUGUUUUAUCUCCACUCUAACUUUAAGUGAAAGAUAUGUCAAUGUAUCAUAGGUAACUAUUGCCAGGUGGAUUAUGAAUUUCGUAGGACAAAUCAACAUUUUCACCAUUGUUCUGUAUGACAUUCGUGCGUUCAUUGUUCAACCAAUGGUAGGAUAUGGUAA